Penicillium angulare is the source of this 231-nucleotide messenger RNA. RefSeq lists its product as uncharacterized. The coding region runs from base 1 to 231 and encodes 76 amino acids. The transcript has a single exon. The record is from RefSeq and is a predicted model, not a curated record. NCBI's taxonomy places the organism in Eukaryota, Fungi, Ascomycota, Eurotiomycetes, Eurotiales, Aspergillaceae.
AUGGUCAAGCGAACACUUCAGAGCCGCAGUGAUGAUAUUCAUGUCACUUGCCACAAGCCUGCACCAUUCACUUUGUCGCGCACUCCAUUUAAAUCCUCAGGACACACCAUGAACCUCAAAAAGCGCAACUCCAAUGGACCAAACACCCGCAGCGCUGCUCAUGAGCUGAACCGAGGAGGAUCUAAGUCAACAAAGUCAGCAACUCUGCGGUCUUUGAAGGACAGGCUAUGA